Molecule: messenger RNA, 3546 nt
Organism: Theileria parva strain Muguga
Lineage: Eukaryota; Apicomplexa; Aconoidasida; Piroplasmida; Theileriidae
Product: putative integral membrane protein
Exons: 1
Coding region: 1-3546 (1181 amino acids)
Source: RefSeq, a predicted model, not a curated record
AUGGCGUAUUUGUCGAAAUUGGCCACUUUCACAUACAAAAUUAAAGAUAUUCUUGAAACUGUGAAUUGUUGUUGUGUUUGUUGUCAUAAAACUAUUUUUAACGAUAUCUAUAAAGAGUCACUUAAAGAUAUAUUAAAUAACCAUAAAAAAUUUAAUCCUCAUUCACAAUUAUAUAUGACCAAAAUUAUUGAAAACUAUGGAAAUCACUUAUGUCUUUGCCUAGUCAUAGAUCAUUUAUUACUACCAACUAUUGAAAUAACCACAGGCUACUUUGUUGACAUUGUAUUUGAUUUUUUAUAUAACAUAUGUAGAAUUUUUGAUAAAUAUUCUUACACAACACGUCAAAUUAUUGAUAUUUCAAAGUUUAUCCUUUUAUUAAUCGUUUUUAUUUAUAAAAUUGUAAUUUCAAUUGAAAAAAGAUACCUAUGCAAAUGUGACAGAUCAACGUGCUGUAAAGGUGGCAAUAGAAAUAGUUUUUGUACUUGUUGUUCACCUAAAAAAGUCCAAUGCUGCUAUUGCGCAGAGAGUAAAGCUGACUGUAAUUGUUGUUGUAAAGAAAAUAAUAAAAAAUGCUGUCCAGAACGAUGUUCCAACGGUCGUAAUUGUGAAUGUUGUAGGUGUUGUUGUAUUUGUUUUUGCAGAUCAUCAAAUGAUCCAAAUUAUUAUUACUUCGUAUCACUGAUUCUUUAUUUAUCCCACUUUUUAGAAGAAGUAUUCACUUUUGACAAUGAAACAAUUAGAAUAGCAACAGAAUAUUUGUCAAGUUUGAUUAGCGAAUUUGAUUUGAUGGAUUAUAAAAAAAUUAUUAAGAAGUUAGAUAAGAUAAGAAUCACUAAGUUACCAGAAAAGAUAAAAAUGCUAAUAUCUACUUCUACUGAUAUAUCAACUUUGAUCCUACAAAAUAACAACCAUACUUUAAUUUUGAGCAUACUUUCAAGAUAUCAAAGAAAGCUAGUUAACGGUUCAAUAAAAAAUUAUUAUGAAACAUUUGCGUUAGUGCCAAAUGUUGCAAUAAUUAGUCCAAAUUUUACUUUGUUUUAUCAAGAUCUUUCAGGCUUAACACAUUUUAUUAUUAACAGUAAUGAAUUUUCAUUAAAAACAAAAAUAUUCGUAAAACGUUCAAUUGGUAUCGUAUCAUCAAAAUACUUAGAAGCUAUACUUAACAGAAGAAAAAGCAAAACACAAUGCUGUCAAAACAAAAAUUGCAAGUUUUGUAAGAUAAUUUGUAAUUCAGUGUGUUUAAUUUCAGGUGAAAUGAAUAUUAUAUCAUCACAAGUUUUAAGUACAUUGACCCUAUGUAUUGUCCAAAAAUCAGAUAAACUCUUAAAAUUAACAAAGUUGUUGUUCGAAAAUUUUAAUCAAUCAAUUGGUUGUAAUAAAGAUCUAAUAAUAUACACCAAAAACUCCAGAAUAAGCGAAUCUACACAUGGCCUUUUGUAUGAAAGGGACGGUAACUUUGACCACAUUAAUCCUAAGUACUUUGGUUACGAUGAUGUUUAUAGACCCAGUCCACAGUUUGGAUCUGGAUACUUUAAGUUUGUGAUUAGCAGAGUGUUCACUGUCAUUGUACUGGUGGUUCUAUUCAUAUUCAUAAGGACUAGAUUUGACAGAUUUGUCAAUACAGAUAUCUUUGGCAGAUACUUGAUCAAGGUAGAUUCCAACAUUGGUAGGCUUAGGGAGGUACUUCACAACAGACUGAGUCACAGCGUUAGGAACAUUAGCAGGAUGGGAAGUCUUGACGAUCUGCUAGGUGACAUGUCGGAAGGUGAUGUUGGUCAUAACCUAGUCUUUCAUCAUCCAGAGCGGUAUCAAGAUGUCAUUGAUAAUAUGGGUAUGGCUGACAUGGGCCACUAUGAUGCUAUGUCUGAUAUUGACACACUGUCUGAUACAUUCACAGAUACUAGCUUUGAUGGAACCACUAAGGCUGUCCAGGAGUCCAGGAGAAGAAAGGUUGGUUUCUACAUCCUCAUCAUUGUGUUCUCACUUCUGUCCGCACUGUAUCUGAACUUUGUAGUUAGAGACCUAUCUGUAAUGCUACAGCUAGAUCAUACCACCUGGUCUUACUUCAUUAGCAUAACGGUGUUGAUGGGCAUGAUCAUUAGUCUAGUGGUUAAGUAUUGUGUGCACCUGUAUGAUUUUGUGUAUGUGCUGGAGAACUACAGUAAUAAGCUGACCAAGAUUGAGAGCUUCGUCGAUGACAGUUUUGGAGGAGUCACUGGUAACCUAACUUACACAUCUAAGUUCGUCCUGCUGUUCCAACUGAUGAGGAGUAUGAAAACUGACCUGGUAUCUCUGUUUAGUAUGAACUAUCCAUAUCAAAUUCCUGCACACAGUCUUAUGAAGAAUAAGGUAUAUCCUUACAAGGACAUGACUGGUGGCAUGGAGAGAAUGAUGACAUGUGAGAACAUUGAGUGUAUUAGGAGAAUGGUCCUGGAUUCUAUUGGCACACCAGAAUCCAUGGAUCUGCAAAAUGUUCUUGACUUCGUGUCAUAUGUUACUGUCAGGAACACAGCUGAGUUUGAUCAGUACCGUGGUUACUUUAGUGGCAAUGAACGGUAUCUGGCUUGGAGACUUGGGAAACUUCUGGGUCACAACUUCUUCCUACUGACCUAUGGCAGAUACUCAUGCAUGCUUGAGAUGGAUCACAGGAUUAGGAAACUCAGGAUACCAAGCGCUCAGUUUCUUAACUGUCAGUUCCUAUGGCAACUAUUUGGUAAUUAUGAAUCUGACCUCAUAUCUCUGAAGUGUCUGGGUGUAGAUUCAAUAGGCAUUCCACUAACUCAUGUACAGAAGGAUGUCCUCAAGAAUAAGUUCGCGGAUGAGUACCUUGAUGCGUUCAAAAAGUACCAAGAUUUCUUGAUCAGAAAACUUCAUAUUAAAGCCUCUAAGUGUUAUGACUCACCCAGCUGUUACUUUCCAUAUCCAGAACUCAUCAACGGUACACUGGACAGGGACAAAGUAACUAGGCUCACAAGAGAGUACUUUGGUGACAGCAGCAGGAGACUAAGCCUGUCACUGCCUACAACUAACUGUGAUGUUACCAAGAAGGUUGUUAACGGAAAAGGUGCUGAGUCACCUGGUGUUUCAGUUACUCAGUUCUGUGAUCAUUGGUUAUAUAUGAGACUUGGUUGUUGUGAGACUGAGGAUUGUGAGAAGGGAGUCAGAUUCGCUCACGACCUGAUAAUGUCAAAACUAAACGGUGACUCUGAUGUAUUUGAGUCAAUCAAGGAUACCGUCGCUAGUCUUAAGCUGAGUAUCCUGAAUACAGAAGAGACUUAUGAGACACCAGAGGAUAUCCACGUACCCGUGAAGUCUUCAGAGCAUAGAUCACUGAAGGACUAUACUUACAAACUUAAUGAGUUUAGAUAUCAGACAACAGAUACCUACCAGGAUACAGUUCUUGAUUACCUGAACAGAUACAUGAUUGAGACUAUGACUAAUAGGGAGAAAAUCAUGGUGCCACUAGGAAUAUUCCUUACCUGGUACGGAAUUCCAGUAUGUGAACAGCAUUUAAGAAAUAUGGGUAAAUUUCAAUAUCUGAUAUGA